GGAGUUUGAAUCCAGCCAGCAGAAUGGGGAGGAGACCCCAGAGGACGUCCUGGAACGGCUGGCCCACAUGGAGAAGCUGGUGGCGCAACUGAAGACGCUGGUGCGGGAGAAGGAUGCCCAGCUCCAUCAGAAGGAGGCCGUGCUUCAGGAGGAGCGGCAGGCGGCCGAUGCGAAGCUGCUGAAGCUGAAGCUGCAGGCUAAAGUGAAGGUGGCCAACCUGAACAAGCGCAUCGAGGAGCUGACGGCCCAGGGAGGGGCAGCCCCUGCAGAAGGGCCGCCGGAAGGGCCCCCGCCUCCUGUCCAGGGUGAGGGGACGGCGGACGAGACGGGCGCACUCCGGAGGCAGCUUCAGGAGCAGGAAGAAGCGAUGAGGGAGCUCCGAGGGCAGCUGGAGGAAGCGAUGGGAAGACUCGGUGAUGCCCAGGACCAGAUCAGCUCCCUUCAGAGGGAAGUGCUGGAGAAAGAGACACUCUGCGAACAGCAGGCUCUCCAGCAUCAGGCAGAAAUCCACCAGGUGGAGGCCCGGUCGGCCCACGAAGCAGAAAUGCAGCAGACUCUCCUGGAGAAGUUGCAGAAUGCAGAGGCAGAGCUGGACGCCUCCAGAAGCACCACAGCCUCCACUCAGAAGGAAUCCGAAGUCCUGGUCCAGAGGCUGGAGCGGGAGGUGGCCGAGCAGAGGGCGGCCUUCCAGCGGAGCCAGGAGGAGGUCCAGGAGCUGAGCCGAGAGCUGUCCCAGGCCAGAGCGGCCCAGGCCGAGCGGGAGCAGGAGAGGCAGGCCCAGGAGGCCAGGCACGCCCUGGAGGUGGCCGAGAAGAACCAGGAGAUGGUGGAGCUUCAGAAGGCCGAGCAGGACCUCCACGCCAGCUACGAGGCGGUCCAAGAGGAGAACGCCCAGCUGCGGCAGAGGGCGGAUAUGCCGCCGGAGAGCCCGCCUGACGACGCUUCUCUCCCACAAGCUCACGUUGUGUUUUCUGCCCCAGGCGAGAGCCCUGAAGGACCCCCGGAGCUUCUCUCGUCUCACCCAGAACUGGAAACUGCUACAGCCCCGUCUCCUCCCCUGAGCCAGUCCAGCGCAGGCCAGACCCUGGAGGAUCCCCUGCCGGCCCAACCGGAGGGACAGCCCGAUCUCCUGGAAUCCUUUGCCGAGGAGAAGCAGCGGGAUCUGUCCGUCCUGCUCCUGGAACUACAGGAGGCCCAGGAAGAGAUUGCCUUCCUCAAGGGGCAGCUCCCCCUCUCCGGCAGCCCGGAGGCCGAAGCAGGACGUCCCCAGGGGAGCGAUGGCGAAAGGGAGGGAGAAGGGGCCGUGGCCAUCCAGAGCGACUCCAGCAGCAGCUCCUUGGUCACCGUAGACAUCCAGGACUCUCCUUCUGCUCUGGGGCUGCUCUUGGGACCGGAGGAGAAUGAAACCGCCCAGGGACCAUCUCCAGACUCCCUGCUGCAGUCGCAGAAGAUAGAAAAAUUGGAGCUGGAAGUCGCUGAACUGCAAAAAAGGCAGCGGGAAGCCGUGGAGACCCACCAGAGGAUCUUGGAGGAGAAAAGGGCUGAGAUCAUCCAUCUUGAAGAACAGCUGGAGGGCUCCGCCAGCACCACGCAGAGCCUGGACGCAGAACGGGACCAGCUCCUGUCGCGGCUGAAGGAACUCUGCUUCCUCGCAGAGCUGAAAGCCGAGCCGGAAGGCAGCCCUGCUCACCCGGAGCUGCAGCUUCCCAGCUACGAAAGUGGAAUCUCCCACCUGGGCUUGUUGAAGGAGCAGAUCCAGAGCCUGAGGAACGAGGCCAAGUCGAAGGACGUGAAAAUUGUCGCCCUGCAGAACGACCUGGACGAAGCCCAGCGGCAACUCUCGGAGCAAGAGGCGGCCGGGAGGGACCUCCUCAGCCAGCUCCAGAAGGAGCAGCUGAACGGCCAAGCCCUUCUUGAACAGGCACGGGAGGCUUCCGCGAAGGCCGAGGAGCGGUCCCAGGCUUUGGCCUCCAAGGACCUGGAAGCCACCAAGCUGGCGGCGCUCCUCUCGGAAAACUCCCUGGAGGUGGAGAGGCUCCAGCUGGAGGUGUUGGAGCGGGAGCAGAGAAUGGCCGAAGUCAGCGUCAGCAUGUCCGACCGGAUGGUGCAGCUCAACGAGGAGAAGUUCGUGCUGGGGAAAGAGCUGCAGAGCGCCAUGGAGCAGCUGAGCGUCCUGCAGCAAGGGAAGGAGACCAGGGAGCAGGCGGUGGAGACGGAGGAGAGCCGGCCGCUGGCGGAGGAGGAGGAGCUGCCCGCCGAUGACGCGGUGGAAGUCCUAAGGAAAGAGAAUGAACUCGUGAGGAAGAAGCUACAGGCGGCUCUUCUCAGCAGGAAGCAGCUCCUCGGCAGGGUUCGCCAGCUGGAGCAAGGAGGAAGAGAAGGGGGAGAGCUUCCGGCCGAGAGCCAGGAGGGGGUGGCUCAGGAGAACGAAGGAGGUGGACCCCCUCCCCCUCCCCCUGUGAGCCGCAGCGGCCAAGGGCAUCCCGUAAGGCGGGGCAGGGCUGCCUCCCUGGACCAGCUGCCCUCGGCAAAGGAAGCCACGUCGCAGGUCGUCCCUGGGGAGGAGGAAUGCACGUGGCCACGGACUGUGAUUGCAGAGCUGCAGCAGAGCCUACAGCAGAAGGACCUUCAGAUCGAUGCCCUGCAGGCUGAGCUCCGAGACUGCAAGCCGGCCCCGGCGGAUCAGAAUCGGGAGGGGUCCAGUUCAGGAGAUUCCGGGGCAGGCGGAGCAAGCAGCAAAGCCGACCUUGGCCCGGAAGGAGGACAUGAGGCCAUCCAGGAAGAGCUCUUGGCGCUGGCCCAGGAGAGGGAAGAGCUCCAGAAGAAGCUGCAGGAAGCUUUGGUCUCGCGGAAAGAGACCAUCAAGAAAGCCAAGGAGAAGGACCGCCAUCAUCGGGAGCUGCUAAAGCAGCAGAAGGAUGACUACAGGUUGCUGCAAGAGCGGUUUGAGCAGGAAAGCAGGGAGAAGGAGAACCUGCAGGAUCAGCUCCAGGCGCUGUCCAAGGCCCUGGAGACUUUGCCUCCUCAGGAACCUGCUGGAGAUGCUUCUUCUGAAGGCCCGGCAUCAGGGCUUGUGCAGGAGUUUGGCCAGGAGGCUGCUGAAGAACAGCCUUCCUUGCCGACCGAAGACUCUGUUGUGGGCCAGCUGAAGGCCGACUUUGAGAAGCUCCAGGCUGAGAAGAGAGACGUGGAAGCCCACCUCCUGCGUCUGGAGGAAGAACUUGACGGGAAGUCCGAGAAGGCUCUGCUCCUCCAGGAACAGGUCGAGCAUCUCCUUGCCGAAGCGGAGAUGGCCAAAGCCGCCUGCCGUCAGGCGGAAGCCAACGUGGAAAGCCUGAAGUUGGAGCUGCAGGUGAGCCGGGAAGAAAUGGCCAGGCAGGAGACGCUGAGAUGCCACCAAGAGGAGAAAGAGCUCAGCAACGGAGAAGAAAUCCGAGGCCUUCGCUCCCAGCUGGCAGAUCAAAAUGAGUCCCUGUGUGGCCUCCAAGCCGAGUUGCAAGAGAAGGAGAACAGGAUCCAAGCUUUGCAGAGAGAGCUGGACCAAGCUCAGCAGCUGCAGGCCGAGCUUCAGGCAAAAUCGGCAGAGGCCCAAUCCAAGGCCCAGCUCCAGAGGAAGCUGCAGGCAGCCCUCAUCUCCAGGAAGGAAGCCCUGAAAGAGAGCAAGGGGCUGAAGGACGAGUUGUCCAGCGUCAAGGCCGCUCUGGAAAGCACCGCUCUCCAUCUUCACGAGGUAGAACAUCGGGCAGCUGAGCUGGACAAGGAGAAAGGGGCCCUGUUGGAGAGACUGGCGACCCUCCAGGAGGAGCGGGACAAACUCAUCUCCGCGGUGGACAACGCCUUGGUGGAAAACCAGAACGUGACCGGUUCCUGUGAGAGUCUGAAGUUGGCCCUGGAAGGGGUGACUCAGGAGAAGACGAGGCUGGAGGAGGAAAUGGACUCGCUGAAGGAAAGGCAGGCCCAGGGGCUCUCCGAGUGGCGGAGGAAGCACGAGGAGCUGCAGAAGGAGUACGAGACGCUCCUGCAGUCGUACGAGAACGUCAGCGGUGAGGCCGAGCGGAUCCAGCGGGUGAUGGAGAGCGUCCGGCAGGAGAAGCAGGACCUCUUCCUCAGGCUCAAAGAGGUGGAAGCCGAGAAGAAGGACGGGGAAGAUCGGCUGCAGGGAGCCGAGCAGGAGAUGGAAGGCAUGAGGGAGAAGAUGAGGAAGUUUGCCAAGUCCAAGCAGCAGAAGAUCUUGGAACUGGAGGAAGAGAACGAGCAGCUGAGGUUGGAAAUCCAUCCCGGGGACGGUAGACACGGGGGGAACAAUUCCGCUCUUCAAGAAGAGCUCGAGGCCUCCAAGAGGAAUUGCCAGGCUCUUUCCGAUGAGGUGAAAGCGCUGGUGGCCGAAAAGGACCUCUUGAAGCAGGAAAUCCAAGACUUGAGGCAGACAUUGCAAAACAAGGAAGGUGAGAGUGGCGCCCGAGAGGAGAUGGUGGCCAGAAGCAAGGGAGUCCGUUCCACCAGGAUGUCCUCUUCGGAGGCGGUGGCUGAGGAAGAAGGAGACCCAGACACGGGUUCUGAAGCUCUCGCCACCGUCGCUCCGAGACUUGAGGACCAGAAGGAGGAGCUUAGCGCAGCUGGCCCCUUGUGUGAGGAAAGCGUUGGGGAUAGUCAACAAGUGGCAGAUCUCCAGGAACAAAUGGCGGCACUAGAAGAUAAGAGGAAGGUAGCGGUAGAGGAGAUGAACAAGGCCCAUGGGGAUUUGGAGGUCCUGAAGGAAGAGAAGAACCGCUUGGAAGGCUUACUGGCUGUGAAAGGCCAGGAACUGGACGAUCUCCAAGAAAAGGCCACCAAGAUGGAGGAAGCUUGUGGGCAAACCAAGGAGCAGCUGGCUGAGGCGUUGAGGUUGAGAGAAGCUUUGGAAGCCGAGAAGGAUGACCUGGAAGAGAGGCUGAUGAACCAGCUGGCCGAGUUGAACGGGAGCAUCGGGAACUACCAGCAGGACAUGGCCAACCUGGAGAGCAAGAACCAGCAGCUCCUCGGGGAGAUGGAAGGUCUUCAGGGGGCCCUGAGCCGCUUGGAGGACGAGAAGCGGCAUCUGCUGAGGGAGAAGCUCGUGGUGGAAGCCGAGAGGAAGGAGAAGGUGGAGAAAGUCAAGAGCGCCUGGAAGGAAGACAACGGCCGGACUCAGGCGAGAGAGCUUCAGGAGUUGCUGAAAGAGAAGCAGCAGGAAGUCAGGCAGCUGCAGAAAGAUUGCAUCAAAAGCCAGGAGAAGAUCAGUGGCCUGGAGAGAACUGUCAAGGCCCUGGAGUUCGUCCAGACUGAGUCCAAAAGAGAGCUGGAGACCACCAGGAAGAGCGUGGCGGAGGCAGAGGAGAAGACCAAGAAGGUCCAAGCCGAGUUGUCUUCCUGCAGGGUCCUGUUGGACGACACUCAGAGCGAAGCUGCCCGAGUCGUGGCCGAGAGCCAGAAAGUGAAAGAGGAGCUUCAGGCCACCCAGGCUCAGGUCAGAGGUCAGCUGAGCCAGAAAGACAAGGAGCUCUCGAGACACCUGGAGCAAGAGAAGGCCAAGCACCUGAAGGAGGUCAGGAACAUGGAGGAGCGCUUGGAGGCCCUGCGGAGGAAGCAGGAGUCCGCGGAGGAGUCUGCGCGAGACCUCCAGGCGUCCCUGCGCCAGAAGGACCAGGAAGCCAAACAGCUCCAGGGCAACCUCGACCGCACCUUAGCCCAGCUGGCGGCCUUCACCCGAAGCAUGUCCUCCCUGCAGGACGACAGGGACCGGGUGAUAGACGAGUCCAGGCAGUGGGAGAAGAAGUUCAGCGAGGCCAUCGAGAAGAAGGAGCAGGAGCUCUCUGCCCGAGAAGAGGCCUGCGCCACCUUGCAAGAGCAGGCCAAGAAGAUGGCGCUCCAGGUGGAAGAUCUCCAGGGCCUCGUGGCCAGCUUGGAACGCAGCCAGUUGGCCCAGGAGUCUCAUGCCCAGAAGGAGCUCCAGCAUCAUCGAGAAGAAGUCGGGUCGCUCCAGGAGGAGAAGCGCAGGCUUGGACUUCAGCUGGAAGAGGUCCAGCGGUUCCUGAGCGACUCCCAGAGGCAGGUUCUCCACCAAGAGGGAGAACUUGGGUCCCUGAGAAAGCAGCUGGCCGAUCUGCAGGCCUCCUUCGAAGACUGCAACCGAGCUCGUCUCGAGGGCUCGGAGACGAUGAAGAACCAGGAGGCCAGUCUUCAGGACUGCAGGUUGAGUCUGGAGCAGCUGGCGGCCGAUCUGCGGGCUUCCAAGGAGCUGACGGAGAGACUCCACAACGAGAUCAGCCACAAGGAGCAGAAGAUUGUCCGUCUUGUGGCCGCCAAGGAAGAGGCUGUAGCUGAAGCCUUGUUAGAAAGCCAAGAGCAGCACAAGGAAGACCUGAAGGAGCUGGAGAACCAGCUGGCCAAGGCCGAAGUGGAGAAGGUGGCCUUGGAGGCUGAGAAUGCAAAAGCUCAGGAGAAAGUGAACGGCCUCACGGAGAAGUUGAAGAACAUCUCCGAAGAGAGCAAGCAGCACAAAGCUCACCUAGAUGCCUUCACCAAGUGCAUGUCUUCCCUGCAAGAUGACCGGGACAGAAUCCUGGAAGACUAUCGGCAGCUGGAACAACGUCACCUGGCCGCCAUUUUAGAGAAGGAUCAACUCAUCCAAGAAGCGGCCUCGGAAAACAACUCCUUGAAGGAGCAACUUCGGAGCCUCCACGGACAAAUGGACGAUCUGCACGCGGAGAACGCCAAGUUGGAUGCCGAGCUGGUCCGCUAUCGCCAAGACCUCAACCAAGUCAUCUCCAUCAAGGACACUCAGCAGAAGCAGCUCCUGAAGACCCAGAUGGACCGGAUCCAGGCCCUGGAGAAGGAGAAGGCAGUUGUGGAAGGCCAGCUGCGAGAGUCCGAGCUUAGCUUGGCCAACCUAGAGAGAACCGCGGAGGCCCUGCAGCUGGAGAAGCAGGACCUGGGCCAGGAGGUCAAGGCUCUCAAGUCCUCCCUCUCCCAGUUGCAGGACGAGAUGCUGGUCCUGCGGGAAGGGGGUCCCGCGCCGGAGCUGCAGUUGCAGCUGCAAGAGAAAUCGGAUGAAGUCCAGAGUUUGGGUGGGCAGCUGUCGCGCGCCAAUCAGCAGGUGGCGGGCCUGGAAGAGGAGCUGGCUGGCCUUCACCAGAAGUUGCAGGAGGCGGAAGCCGAGAUGAAGAGAGAGCUCAAGAGCUUCCGCCACGACACCGGGCUCCUGCGGAACGAGACCGAGACCGCCGAGGAACGGGUGGCAGAGCUGGCCAAGGACCUCCUGCAGAUGGAGCAGAACCUCCUGGCGGUCACAGAGGAGAACCAGGACCUGAAGGCCCAGAUCCAGUCCUUCAAGAAGGCCAUGAGUUCUCUCCAAGACAGCUGGGACCAGUCUCAUGAAGAACGGCGCACCCUGGAGAAGAAAUACGCAGCAGACCUGGAAGAGCAGAGGCAGCUGGUUCAGGGCCUCCGCCAGGAGAAGCUCCACGCUCAGGAGGCGCAAGCAGCCCUGGAGAAGCAGAAGGACGGCCUGACCUCCGAGCUCGCCGCUCUCCGAGGCGCAGCGGAAGAGAAGGGCUUCUCGGAGAAGCUGGAGAAGCUCCAGCAGCAGCUCCAAUCCAAAGACUCGCAGCUCGCCGGCCUCUCGUCGGAGCUGGAGAGGGCCUCUAGCCAAGUGAAGGGCUUCUCCCAGGCCUUGGCCAGCCUGCAGGCCGAGCGAGACCGCCUGAUGAGCCAGCUGGACAAAACCCGCAAGACGGAGGAGGUGAAGCUCCAGUCGGCCGCCGGCGUCUCUUCCAGUCUGGCUGAAACAUCGAGCCUCAAGAAGGCCCUCUCCUCCCUUCAGAACGACCGAGACCGGUUGCUGGUGGAGCUGAAGAACCUGCAGCAGCAGUACCUCCAGGUGGGGGUGGACACGGCCGAGAUCGCCCGCCUGAAGGCCCAGCUCCAGCAGAAGAAGCAAGAGAUGGAGCAGCAGCAGGAGAUCUUCCAGGAGAAGCUGAAGCAGGAGAGGGCCUCCUGGGAGCUGGAGCUCCAGCAACUCAAGGAAGAAAAGGCCGUCUGGGAACGGGGCAGGCAGCAGAGAGACCCCAGCACCCAGGGGGCAGAGAAGCAGCCCCAGAGGGAGGGGUCUUCGGGGACGACCGGCUCCGGCAGAGACACAUCUGGCCAGAUGGCAUCCAUGGAGGACCUCCAGGUCCAGCUUGGGAGCAGCUUGAAGCACCUGCAUCAGAAGGAGCUACGUAUCCAGCAGCUGAACAGCAAGCUCUCGCAGGUCUUCGAAGAGAAGAACGCGCUCACCCUCCAACUCCGUGGCAGCAGCCGCAGCCUCCGCGAGAGCCAGCAGCAGCACAGCGAGGCUCUGUCCCGUGUCGCGGCUCUUGAAAAACAGCUGCGGGAAUGGCAGAGUCCGGCGAAGACCGUGGGACCCCUCCUGACUGAUGCUGCCCCGGGAGCCCCCCAGGAAAAAGACGAGACCAACGCACGGGAGCUGCAGGACCUCCAGGCACAGCUCCUGGAGGCCAAGCACCAGCAAAGCCUCGCCAGGCAGGGAUUGAACCAGCUUCAGCAGCUGCUGCAGGAAGAGCAGGAGAGGCGCCUGGCCGCCGAGGAGGCUUGCUCCGCAGCCCAGGAGCAGAUGCGCAGGUUGGAAUCGGAGGAGUAUGCGCAGUCUCUGGAGACCAGCAUUGCCAUGCCUGCCAGCCCUGAACACGCCCGGCUGCUAGGCUCUGCGGAGGGCUCCUUCAGCAAG
This is a messenger RNA of Thamnophis sirtalis, 8746 nucleotides long. The record is from RefSeq and is a predicted model, not a curated record. NCBI's taxonomy places the organism in Eukaryota, Metazoa, Chordata, Lepidosauria, Squamata, Natricidae.